Molecule: messenger RNA, 942 nt
Organism: Cyclocybe aegerita
Lineage: Eukaryota; Fungi; Basidiomycota; Agaricomycetes; Agaricales; Hemipholiotaceae
Source: the annotation of a GenBank genome assembly
AUGGGAUUUCUCCUCUUCGUCCCUCUACACGUCCCCGCGAAGAUGAAUGGCACGGAGCUCACUGAGUUCAUGACGAGCAGGCUACAGGCUGGGGUGAUGACAAAAAUGUUCGACCUCGCUGGCGCAGUAAUCUUCAUAUACGACUACCUGCUCACGCUCGGGAUGGAGGUCGAAUAUGUCUGGCCCGGGCCAUGGACGACGAUCAAGGUCGUCUACUUCAUCCAACGGUACAUACCGUUCAUCGAUACGAUGUGGAUAGCCCUGUACAUAAACUUUGGAGAGAACCUCAGCCCCGGGCUGUGUCAACGACUUAAUACGGCGGGCAGGGCGUUGAUGUGUGUUGGGUUGACCACAUCGGAGAUCAUCCUAACGUUCCGCGUGUGGGCGGUGUGGAACCGUCCGAAAGUCCUUACAAUUGGGCUUCCUAUCCUCUUCGUCGGGUGCUUCCUCCCUCCAGUGCCGAUUCUAUUCGUAUUCCUCAGUUCUGUGAAGUUCAUCACCUUGCCACAUCCUUCAGUGGGCUGCGUACCGAUUGCUGGAUCUUCGCUCAUCAUUGUUGAUUGGGCACUGUUGCUCUUAUGGGACUCAUUUGUCCUUGCUCUUAUGGCAAUUCCCGCCUUCCGAUCCUUCCGAUUCAGGUCGAAUUCCGCUCUCUACCACGCAGUGUAUGCUGAGGGCGUUAUAUAUUAUUUUUAUCUCUUCAUUAUUUCAAUCGUCAACAUCCUUCUCUUUGGUCUACCCUCCGUCGACGGGUCCUACCAAUUCCUCGCAACAACACUCUCGCGCUGUCUCCACUCAAUCCUUACCAGCCGCGUGCUCCUGCACAUUCGCGCCGGGAUCAACGAGGGCCAGUCGGAAGAAUUUGAACAAAUCAGUAUCGGCGAUGUUACACAUCGAAAGGCGUUGAGGGGCAUGAAGCCUCCUGUCGGUGAAAAGGUAUAA